CGUUUUCGUGGAGUUUGCUAAAUGACUGCAGCAACAGAAUCCAGUGUGUGUGAGCACACCGAGGCUGGCAGUACUGUACCUUCCUGUGCGUGUGCGUGCGUGCGCGCGUGUCUCUCCUGCCAUGGAAGACGUUCCACACGAGCCCGACACGCAGCUGUGGACGUCGCUCUGACGCUGUUGGUCCGUUUUGCUCUGUCCGGACGCGGAGCGGAUGAUGUGGAGCUCAGCGGCAGCAGCGGCCGCCGGUGCGUCUCCAACUUGACCACCACCAGACAAUGGGAGUAGCUGAGCCGUGCUGCUUCAGCACCAACUACUACUACUACUACUACUACCACCACCACCACCUGCCCCUGGGAGACGAGAGGGAGCAGCAGCAGGACGAGCUGAAGAAGAGCAAGCGGAGGCAGACUUGUUCUCCCUCCUACCGUGUGCAGCGGACUGAGAACGGGACCUGAACGCGGAUCCAGAGCGACGCUCCGUCUGCGCCUCUGAGACCAGCACUCCUCUGUGUGUGGAAUUAGGGGAUCUUAUUCAGGCACCUGCACAGUUUGUCAGAGCUCCGGAGACAGCGAGGAGCAGCCGCAGCAGCCGAAACUCUGAGGGAAUAUGUUUGGUUUGCCCUGUGAGCGCCGUGGAUGGCACACACUGGACUUAACAAUAAUUGGGUGGAAUUGCGCGUCAAUUAAGAGCAGCCUGUGAGCGACUGGAGAUCCCCCCCAUCCUCCCCCACCUCCCCCUCCUCCUCCCCCAUCUGCCCCCCCACCCUCAGCCCCGCGAGCCAUAAACCUGGACGCGCACCUUCCCCGCAGCCCCGCCGGUGUCUGCCUGCGUCCGUGCCGGUCCUGAAUACAAUUUUCUGGGUGGAUUUUGUGGAUCCCCCCCCCUCCCCUGCGGCUCUGGAGGCGUGAGAGCGGACACAAGUGUGAAUCCACGGCCGCUGAGGUCAUGAGCGUCCCACGGCUCCGCACCGGCGACUCGCACCCAAAAAAACUCCCAUUUUUCAGCUCAUAUUGGAGGUCAUAAACCACAACCACAACCCCCCUCCCCUCUCCUCCUCCUCCUCCUCCUCCUGCUCCUUAUCCUCCUUUUCCACCACUAAAGAUUUUUUUUCCUCAAGAGUGUGACCCCCCGCCCCUCACCCCCUCCCCCCCAACCUUCAAACAAAAUGAGACUGGCAAAAAUGUGCCGCGUAAACGCGCUGGGGAUCUAUUUGUGGGAAACAGUAGUGUUUAUAAGCUUGGCAGCAUCAAAAGAAGCUGCGGCGAGGAAAGCUGCCUCUCCAAUGCCGCCGUCUGAAUUCCUGGACAAACUCAUGGGCAAAGUUUCGGGUUAUGACGCCCGAAUUCGACCAAAUUUUAAAGACCCCAAAGGCUCCAAAAAUGAAGCUACUCACAAGAAAGGUCCGCCUGUAAACGUGACCUGCAACAUUUUUAUCAACAGCUUCGGCUCCAUCGCUGAAACAACGAUGGACUACAGAGUGAACAUCUUCCUGAGACAGCAGUGGAACGACCCCCGGCUGGCCUACAGCGAGUACCCUGACGAUUCGCUGGACCUCGACCCCUCCAUGUUGGACUCCAUCUGGAAACCUGACUUGUUCUUUGCCAACGAGAAAGGGGCCAACUUCCACGAGGUCACCACUGACAACAAGCUGCUCCGCAUCUCGAAAAACGGCAACGUGCUCUACAGCAUACGAAUAACCCUGGUGUUGGCCUGUCCCAUGGAUCUGAAGAACUUCCCGAUGGAUGUCCAGACCUGCAUCAUGCAACUGGAGAGCUUCGGCUACACUAUGAACGACCUCAUAUUCGAGUGGGACGAGAAGGGAGCCGUGCAGGUGGCCGACGGCCUGACGUUACCUCAGUUCAUCCUCAAAGAGGAGAAGGACCUGCGCUACUGCACCAAGCACUACAACACAGGUAAAUUCACCUGCAUCGAGGCUCGUUUCCAUCUGGAGCGUCAGAUGGGCUACUACCUGAUCCAGAUGUACAUCCCCUCCCUGCUCAUCGUCAUCCUGUCCUGGGUGUCCUUCUGGAUCAACAUGGAUGCUGCGCCCGCCCGGGUGGGUCUGGGCAUCACCACCGUGCUGACCAUGACCACGCAGAGCUCCGGUUCCAGAGCCUCCCUGCCCAAGGUGUCCUACGUCAAAGCCAUCGAUAUCUGGAUGGCCGUAUGUCUGCUGUUCGUGUUCUCGGCCCUGCUCGAGUACGCCGCCGUCAACUUCAUCGCCCGCCAGCACAAGGAGCUGCUGCGCUUCAGACGGAGGCGACGACACAUGAAGGAGGAUGAGACAGGCGAGGGUCGCUUCAGCUUCCCUGGCUACGGCAUGGGCCCCGCCUGCCUGCAGGCCAAAGACGGCAUGGCCAUCAAGGGCAACAACAACAAUGCCCCGGCAUCGGCCGCGCCUGAGAAGAGCAUCGAGGAGAUGAAGAAGCUGUUCAUCAGCAGGGCCAAGCGCAUCGACACGGUGUCCCGCGUGGCCUUCCCACUCGUCUUCCUCAUUUUUAACAUUUUCUACUGGAUCAUUUACAAGAUCAUCCGCAGCGAGGACAUCCACAAGCAGUAGUUGUGAGGCGGAGGAGGAGGAGGAGUGCAAAGAGGAGAAUGCAGAGAAGGAAAUGGAAAAAGAAAAAGAUGACUUAGAUAGGUGAUACCAUCGCCAAUUUUCUCACAUGAACCACGCUGUCCUUCAUCCUCUACCUUUUUGGUUGAGGGCAGUCAUCCUCCCAGCCCUCCCUGACACCUAUUAGACAUUAUUUGAGAUAUUUAUUGCGUUCUUUUCCCUUUACUCUCCCCUCCUGCCCAAAUCCCAUCCCCAUUCCGUCUCUUGACACCUCCUGAAUACCCCGGACCAGUGCAAUAGCAAUGCAGUGAAAUGCAUGAUAUUUGAAUGUGGCAAUAUAUUAAUGAAAAGAUGAAAAAGUAAACCCAGACUCUGUCGGCACACCCUACAAACUGUGUGGGAGUGGACAGACCGGAAGGAAAGAAGACUAUGUUGUGAUUUUAGAUAUGUAGCUGUAUAUGAAGUGACGUCGGGUCGGGGUGGGGGGAGCAUACCGCAGUGUAAUAUACUCAUAUAUCUGUCAUAAAUGGGGGGGAAAAGAACUUCUGGAAAUUAGGGAUUUUUUUUUCACCCAAAAAAAUGGGAAGGCAGGCGGAUCGGUGCUUCCAUUCAAUAAGGCCAUGCGAGGGUCACGCAUUCUAUUUAUCCAGAUUUUGCUUCAGUGUGUAUCGCGAGCACUCCUCGGAGCUUUUUCCUCGCCGCCCUGCCGCCAACACCACGACACCUCGAACUGCAGCGACACUUUGCUGCUGCUGUCAGUCAUUCUACAGGACAAAAGAAAAAAAAACAAUCACCGCACGAGCAGUGCUGAAGAAUCUGAGACAAAAUAUCUCACGUGUCUGUGAUGUUCCCCCACUUGUCGCUCAUUUAACUCAAAUUGCAUUGUUUUUGGUUUAUUUACGUGUCGAGUAAAACACGUUGCUUGCGGUUUUCGUCAGGAGGUGGGAAAUGGUUCGACGUUGGAUGGACUGACGUCUUCUCACAGGCUUCUUCUUCUGGGUUUCUGAGUUUGAUUUCAGCGACUUGAUCCUGGACAGGAAAGUGCAGCAUUUGUUUUCCUUGUUGUGUUCAUUGGGACUGAACCACAGAUAUGUUUACAUCUUAUUAGUGCUUCCUUGCUUUGACCCCCGCCUUAAUGUGACCCUGUCCACCCCUCCCAGCUGAGAGGACACCUGUAGUAAAUGAUAAUAGCACCUAUCUGUAUUUCCAUCUUGUUCAUAUGCACCAGCCGUUGCUGCAAACUCCAUCAUGUGUGAAAACAGGAAUUUAUUUUGUCAUCGCCAUGUUGGACAGGAUUUGAACAUUUAACAGUUCAGUUGGUUUGAUUGAUGAUUUAUCAGGUGACCCUUUUACAUUGCGCCAGGCUUCUCUAUGCAAUGAUCAGUAUAUGCAAAUAUGAUUUGUCCUUCCUUUUCGCAGCUUUACCUCUUGUUUCACUGCUAACCACUGAACAAGUCUGUCAGGCUCACUGCUAACUGCUGGAGGGGAUGGAGACGACAAAGUGAUCAAACUGUUCCGGCGCAUGCAGAUUAACGCACAGAAAAAUGUUUUGUAUAGUCGAACUUAUCAGCCAAACCUCGGAGCCAGUUAGAAACUGAAACACACACGCGUGUUUCUUAUUUUUUCUUCACCGUUUUUCCUCUGUUGUUUACUAAAAACAAACUUCAAAGUGAUAGGGACAUAGCUCGACAUUUUAAGUCGGUCAGUUCAGUGCAGAGCUGAAGCCAGGAGGUGAUUAGCCUAGCUUAACUUUACUGCUGUUACAUUGAAUAAUUGUAGUGUAGCUCAUCAUUGGGCCGCUGGUCGAGCUGUUGGGGAGGUGUAGUUGUGAAAGUUGGAGAGAUCCAGGCCAGAUGUUUCCAGCUUUUAUGCUAAGCUAGGCUAACAGAUCCCACUCCCACACACAGCGAGGAAUCGAUUCAUUUCACAGUAAAAGUAGAGCGCAGUGUUUUAAUUUGACUUGUCACUCCUGAGCAUCACAUACAAGGAUGAAAAUAAUGUUUCAGUGAAAAUCUCAGUCCAACUUGGUUUUGAAGCAAAACCAAAGAUGUGGGGUUUUUUUUGUUUGUUUCUCAUGUUUGGUGUUUUUGUCUUUGUGCUGCUGUUGUGGUUCAAUCAUUUUCUGUUUGUCUUUUUAAGAUGGCUGCCAGAUGCAGUAUUGGGUUUGAUAGAUUAACUCCAGAUACACCAAAUAAAAUUCUAAUUACAACUAAUAUGAAUUAUAAUAUAGACCUGUUAUGAUGAAUCAUUACUGCAUAUUCCCUCUACAUUCUUGUAUUGCUUCAUUUUGAUGUUGUUACUCUUGUUUAAAUGAGAUUAGAGAUCCUUCUUGCUGUUAUUUCAAGAUGUGUGGAAGACUGAUCUGAAGGGCUACGCCACGCACAUCCUUCUGUUCACGUUCCAACAUGUUUGAACUUUAACGAGGAAGUGCCACAGAAUUCGCUUCAUCCGUAAAACUAUGCAUUUCACACAACUCCAGUUUUCCGAGGCCAUAAUCCCCGUGCAUACUUAAUUGUUUUUUUAAUUACGUGGUACCAGCAGAAACACGUCUUUGCUAAGUUUAUUGACAUUUAAGAUGCGAACCAUCGGUUUUAGCAGAGCCUGGAGGGACAUGAGAUGUGCCUUUCAGUUUCACGGUGGACAGAAAUCAACUUUUACAGGAUCUGACCUCUUUUUCAACAAGCACACAGAGGAAUCGAUAACUUCUCCCGAUGUGUUCGUUUGCUAAUUAUCCCUACAGAUACUGUAGGUUAGCCACAUAAAGCUAAUUGCUUUAUGGAGUCCAAACAAGAACCAGUAAAUUUACUUACUAAGAAUUUUUAUGCAACAUCCAGAUGGUCAAAUUACGCCCUUUCUUUGUUGUCUUUUCACAGGUAAAGUUCGGAGAAAAGACCCGUACUCUUUCCAAAACGUAGCACAGCUUUAGCUCGUUAGCAUUCCUGUGUUGGUUGACUUUAGUCCCCUCAGGGCUACAAUGACAACUGAAAACUGAAACUCAAUGAUUUGUUUUCCCUUCGGUGCCAUAGACGCUGCAUCUGGAACAAAGUCAGAAGCUUCUGUCCACCGUCGCCAACAGCAGUCGUCCAUUUUCUGCAGCGUACACUCAUAUCUUCUCGUGCCAUAUGGGGGGUUGAAUAUGCAAGUGCAAGGACCUACGAGCAUAUCAUGCAUUUAUUCAACCACCAUUUUUCGUGAUUGGUGCCCUUCGCUUGGGUGUCGUACGUGUUGUCGUCAUUUUAGAGCCGUCUCACAUCGUUGUACUGAUCACUGAUAAACUGUUUGGG
Scatophagus argus is the source of this 5841-nucleotide messenger RNA. RefSeq names its product glycine receptor, alpha 1 (gene glra1). NCBI's taxonomy places the organism in Eukaryota, Metazoa, Chordata, Actinopteri, Scatophagidae. Bases 1166 to 2560 code for a protein of 464 amino acids. Gene Ontology annotation, cellular component: postsynaptic membrane; plasma membrane; neuron projection. Gene Ontology annotation, biological process: regulation of membrane potential; chloride transmembrane transport; chemical synaptic transmission. Gene Ontology annotation, molecular function: glycine binding; transmitter-gated monoatomic ion channel activity; transmembrane signaling receptor activity. The record is from RefSeq and is a predicted model, not a curated record. The transcript has 10 exons.